UGUCCAUUAGCAUACAUAAAAAUACCAAAUAGUAUUUUGAGGACUAUAUUUUCAAUUAAAUAUGGAGCAUGUCUCUUAACAUUCCGAUCCGGGGUACUCUUCCCUUAUUUCCUCAUAUUUUUGAGAUGCUGGCUGUUGCCAACUUAUGAGUACCGAUCUCUUGAAAGUGUAAUGAACUGGAAGAAAAUUCUGAAAGUAUCAUUUUUGAAUACUGAAAGAUCAUUUUAUAUUAAAUAAAUAUUGAAUUUGUGAAGUAUGCUGUAUAAAAGAUUUAUCAAUAGAUUCUUUUAGUCUGCAUUCUCAUUUCUAUUUUUCUUUUCAUAAUAACAGUUACCACAAUUGUAGGUGAUUUGCAAAUGCAUGAGCAUGACCAAUUAGUUAUUAAAGAAAAGAACAUAUGCAAUAAUAGCUUUGAUUAGAACAAUAAACUUUUCUUAGAUGAUGCGAUAUAAGUAAAGGAUUCUGUGCUGCAUAUCAGAAGGUGUUGCAUUAAAUUUUAUAACAUGCGUUUUGUAUUUUAUUUAUUGUUUAUUUUCUUACCAAUAACGGAAUGUCAACAGCAAUACUAUGGACACCGAGUUAUAAGUAUUAGAACAGAUGACCCGGAAAUAUUGGAUAUGCUAGUAAAAUGGCAAAAUGAAGGAAUUGACUUUUGGAGUAAAAUCAACAAAGUGGGUCGUCCGAUCACUGUGAGGAUUCCUCCAAUUCUUUCCAAAGAUUUUCUAGACUUUCUCCAGAGCAAUGAUGUUCCAUUUGAUGACAUUAUUCCUAAUUUGGGAAACGUUAUGGUGACCGAAGAAAUGACUCAAAACAUUGCACGAGAAAGUAGGAGGGAAAAUACUGAAGGUGAAUAUGAGGUAGAAUUCACAUACUACUGGGAUACUGAUGAAAUUGGUCAGUUCCUCGCGUAUUUAAAGGGUGAUUAUCCGGAAAGACUAAUCGUCACAAGCGGAGGGAAAAGUUAUGAAGGACGCGAUAUUUAUGUCGUUAAAAUUUCCAACACAAAUUUUGAAGGUAAAAAGCCCAAGGUUUUCAUAGACGCGGGAAUUCAUGCACGCGAGUGGAUUGCACCAAUGGUAGCACUAUAUCUUAUUCAUCAACUUGUGGUGAAUGCAACCGAACAUGCUGAAUUACUAGCUUUUGAUUGGAUUAUCAUACCUUGUGUAAAUCCAGACGGGUAUCAAUACUCCCACGAUUAUAAUCGCCUGUGGAGGAAGACACGUUCUGUUAAUAAAGACAACCAUUGCGUUGGAGUUGAUGGAAAUAGAAAUUACGGCUAUCGUUGGGGUUAUGGAUCACCAGACUCUGUUAACAUUGACCCGUGCAGUGAAACGUAUCUGGGCCCUGAUCCAUUUUCUGAAAGUGAAACGCGAACGGUUGCAAAUGUAAUGGCACAAGAAAUUUAUAACCUUGAACUCUACAUAAGUUUUCAUUCCUAUGGCGGAUGGAUACUUUAUCCAUUUGCUUUUGACAAUAGAGUUCCCCAUCCGAACAAAAAAGAAGUUGAUCUACUUGGUAAUAUGGUAGCAGAUGUCAUUUACAAGGCUACUGGACGUAACUACACCGUUGGAAAUACUGCCACUCUGCUCUAUCCAGCUUCUGGAGGCAGUGAUGACAAUGCUGCAGGUAACUUCGACGUGGAUUUUACAUAUACUAUUGAAUUACCUGGUGGAGGAAAACAUGGAUUUGAUUUACCUGGGGAUCAAAUUGUCAAAGUUAGUGAAGAGAUCAUGAUCGGAAUGAAAGUUUUUCUUAAUUACAUUUUGACAACAUAAAUACGGAAGUCGUUUUAUAAUUUUACUGUUUUUUGUUGAACAGUUUAGGGUAAGUGCUCAUAAUUUUGGACAGUUUCUAAAUUUGGACACUUUGAGGGUAAAAUUGGACACUAAAAAUAAAUUGAUUAAAAU
Phlebotomus papatasi is the source of this 1907-nucleotide messenger RNA. RefSeq names its product carboxypeptidase B-like. Bases 504 to 1775 code for a protein of 423 amino acids. Gene Ontology annotation, biological process: proteolysis. Gene Ontology annotation, molecular function: zinc ion binding; metallocarboxypeptidase activity. The transcript is spliced from 5 exons. The record is from RefSeq and is a predicted model, not a curated record. Lineage: Eukaryota; Metazoa; Arthropoda; Insecta; Diptera; Psychodidae.